AUGAUGGAAGAUGCUGAGAGAAAGCAGCGGCGUAAGCUGCAAAACAGGAUCAACCAACGAGCUCGCCGAAAUCGCAUGAACAAUGGUGACACAACAAAAACUCGCGUCAAGCAGCAAAGGCCGACAUUCGGAGUCAAGCUCUGGAGGGUGGAUGAAUUCGGUCUGGAGGCCGGAGCCGACAAUGAUGAAUCCUCCAUCACUAAGCAAGACCCGAGAUUGUUUCUUACCACUAUAUACAAGGGCACAUUGAGCACCGCAGAUGUUGAAUUAUACAGCCAGCAGCUCGACAUGCAUCAACGUCUACGGGCAUUGACGGGCGGGGCGUCUCCUCUCUCGGACCAUCUUCUGUAUCUCAUAAACUACAAUGCUUUCCGAGGGCUUUUUCAGAACAAAGUAACCCUCUCACAGGUGACGGAUCAUCUUGUACUUGUAGAGGGUCGGACUGAGAAACUGGAUGUCAUGGUUGGCUUAAAGCGCGAUGCUAUUUGUGUCGAGACAGGCCUAGAUGUACCGCCUCAUCUUCGUCCUACAGCCCUGCAAUCAACAAGGGUACAUGCAACCUGGAUCGAUUUCAUUCCGUUUCCGAAGAUGAGAGACAAUCUUAUCAAUCACCAUGAUCAUUUCAAUCAUCGACUACUUGUCACUGACAUAAUGGGAGAUCUACUGGAAGACAUCAUGUUCAGCAAAUAUGGAGAGGGCACUGGGCCAAGAGGACGGCGACUUGUGUCAAGAGGCAAACAUUGCGACUAUGCUUCAGAUCGGCGUGGCAUGAUUAUCUGGGGAGAGCCGCAUCGUAUGGAGAGCUGGGAGGUGACGCCUCGGUUUCUGGAAAGAUGGGGAUGGGCUGUCGAAGGAUGUCCCGAGCUGAUGAGGGCAACUAAUCAUUGGAGAGCGUUAAGAGGUGAAGUCCCAUUGGUGUUUGAGAGGCAAAACAUAGGACAAGUCGAAAAUCUGGAGUAA
Molecule: messenger RNA, 960 nt
Organism: Fusarium odoratissimum NRRL 54006
Lineage: Eukaryota; Fungi; Ascomycota; Sordariomycetes; Hypocreales; Nectriaceae
Exons: 2
Coding region: 1-960 (319 amino acids)
Source: RefSeq, a predicted model, not a curated record